AGAAUGCUACAUCACUGAGUGACCUCCAGGAACUCACAGAAAAAUACUCCAGCAUGCUUCAGACAGCAGGCUGCUAUCGAUUCAUGAGGACUCUGGAGGAUAAGAACAAAGUAGUAGAUGAUUACAUUCAGUUGUAUUUCAUCUACCGAAACCAUGUUUCCAUCCAGAGGUUCAAAGAGGGAUUGGCAAUGCUUGAUUUUGUCAAUACCUUGGAACAGCAUCCUUCACUCUUCUUCUCAUUCAUGUGCUACACUGAGACCAAGCUGACAGCUGAUGCUGUGGAGAACAUCUUCCAGGUGCAGUUUAGUCAGCCUGGUAGCACCAACCGUCAGGAGGAGGCCACAGUACUGAGCUACUGGCGAGAUUAUCUGCUCUACCUGGAAGUUCAGGGAACCUUAAAUGAGUGUUAUACACAAAGGGAUAAAUCCACAAUUGCAUACUGUGUGGUCCAUAAGAAUUUAAGCAGGGUUCAAUUGUUACAUGUGGUUUAG
Messenger RNA from Sinocyclocheilus rhinocerous, 491 nucleotides. Its product is annotated as G2/M phase-specific E3 ubiquitin-protein ligase-like. Lineage: Eukaryota; Metazoa; Chordata; Actinopteri; Cypriniformes; Cyprinidae. The coding region runs from base 54 to 491 and encodes 145 amino acids. The record is from RefSeq and is a predicted model, not a curated record. The transcript is spliced from 3 exons.